Messenger RNA from Salarias fasciatus (jewelled blenny), 14838 nucleotides. RefSeq names its product ryanodine receptor 2b (cardiac) (gene ryr2b). Gene Ontology annotation, biological process: striated muscle contraction; intracellular calcium ion homeostasis; release of sequestered calcium ion into cytosol by sarcoplasmic reticulum. Lineage: Eukaryota; Metazoa; Chordata; Actinopteri; Blenniiformes; Blenniidae. The record is from RefSeq and is a predicted model, not a curated record. Gene Ontology annotation, cellular component: Z disc; sarcoplasmic reticulum membrane; smooth endoplasmic reticulum. Gene Ontology annotation, molecular function: ryanodine-sensitive calcium-release channel activity; protein binding; calcium ion binding.
AUGAAUGAGGCUGGAGAGGGUGACGAGGAAAUCCUGUUUCUCCGGACGGGGGAUGAGGUGGUUUUGCAGAGUACCUUCACCUACCAGGAGGAACAUGUGAAGCUCUGCCUCGCUGCUGAGGGAUUCGGCAGCAGACUUUGCAGACUUGAGCCCACCUCGAAUUGCAAGAAUGUUCCUCCAGACUUGUCUGUGUGUGGCUUUGUCUUGGCUCAGUGUCUCUCCGUCCGAGCGCUGCAGGAGAUGCUCGCACAGCCAGCACCUGGCUGCAGAGGUUCGUCGUCUUUUCAUUGGCGGGACAUGUCCAUUCUAAAACACAACCGAAGUCAUCGCACUCUCCUGUAUGGCCAGGCAGUGUUGUUCUCACACUCAUACAGUGGCAUGUAUCUCAGCUGCUUGUCUUCAUCUCAGUCUUCAACUGACAAACUGGCUUUUGAUGUCGGCCUGCAGGAGGACACAGGAGGGGAGGCGUGUUGGUGGACUGUCCACCCAGCGUCCAGACAGAGGUCAGAGGGUGAAAAGGUGCGCGUUGGAGACGACCUCAUACUUGUCAGCGUGUCUUCGGAAAGAUAUCUGCACCUCUCCUUUGGCACUGAAUACGACAACAAAUGCUUGAGUGACAGUUUGGUUGUGAAUGCAGCUUUCCAGCAGACACUCUGGAGUGUUGCUCCCAUCUGCUCCGGAGGUGCAGCAGCUCAAGGCUACCUGAAGGGGGGCGAAACGCUGCGGCUCCUCCACAGCCACAGCGACGCGUGUCUGACUGUUCCCUCCGUAGAGCAAGGAGACGAGCGUCAGAGGAUAAUGCAUUAUGAGAUUGGAUCAGCCUCCGGCCACGCCCGCUCCCUGUGGAGACUGGACAUUCAUCGUGUUGUUUGGAGCGGCAGACAUACGUGCUGGGGACAGCCGUUCAGACUGUGUCAUGUGAUCACUGGGAGGUACCUGGGACUGACAGAGGACAGAGGCCUGCACCUGGUGGACCGGGACAAGGCUGACAUCAACACCACCUCCUUCUGCUUCCGAUCAUCGAAGGAAAAGCUUGACAGUGGCACAAAGACAAACGCUGAUGGGAUGGGAGUCCCGGAGAUAAAGUAUGGAGAUUCCAUUUGUUAUCUGCAGCAUGUGGAUUCUGGGCUCUGGCUCACAUACCAAGCUGCUGAUGCAAAGUCCCGCAUCGGAGUGUCUCAGCGAAAGGCAAUUUUACACAGUGAGGGCCACAUGGACGAUGGAUUGACAUUAUCUCGUUCUCUGAGGGAAGAAUCUCACAGUGCCAGACUAAUCCGGAGUGCCAUUCUGCUUUUCACACACUUUAUAAGGAAGCUGGAUGGAUUUAAUCAAGAAGGGAAUCUUCCCUCUGUCAACCUGUCAAUGGAGACAGUGACAUGUAGUCUGCAGGAUCUGAUAAACUAUUUCCAGCCUGUGCUGGAUGGGCUCAGCCAUGAAGCGAAACAGAACAGCAUGACAGCGCUGAAGAAUCGACAGAAUAUGUUUCAGGAGGAGGGUGUGAUAGAUUUGGUGCUGGAUUGUAUCGACCGCCUCCACCAGAACGGUGGCAGUUCUCAUGCUGCCGACGCUGCUCUGAGCGACACGGGAGGAGAACGGGAGACCAUCCUCAACCGCUUCUAUGACCUCCUGGCUGCUCUGAUUCGAGGAAACCGCACAAACUGUGCACACUUUUCACAUUCUCUAGACUGGCUCAUCAGCAGGCUGGACAGACUGGAGGCCUCUGCUGGCGUUUUGGAGGUCCUGCACUGUGUCCUCGUAGAAAGUCCUGAAGCGCUCAGUGCCAUCAAAGACGGACACAUUCAGUCUAUCAUCUCAUUUCUGGACAGGCAUGGGUGCAACCACAAGGUGCUGGAGGUGCUGUGCUCGGUGUGCGCGUGCCACGGCGUGGCGGUGCGAUCCAAUCAGAACCUCAUCUGCGACAGUCUGCUGCCAGACAGAGAUCUGCUGCUCCAAACACGUCUGGUUAAUCAGGUCACCAGCAUGAGACCAAACAUCUUUCUGGCUACGGGGGAAGACUCGGCCCAGCAUCGGAUGUGGUACUACGAGCUGGUUGUGGACCGUGUGGAACAUUUCCUCACAUCCGAGCCCACACACCUGCGCGUAGGCUGGGCCUGCACGAAAGGCUACCAGCCCCGGCCCACAGGGGGAGAGCGGUGGGGUGGCAAUGGAGUGGGAGAUGACCUCCACUCCUACGGCUUUGACGGACUUCACCUCUGGUCAGGCUGCAUGGCUCGCAAGGUCAGCUCUCCCCAUCCUCAUUUGCUGAAAGACGACGAUGUGGUCAGCUGCUGCCUGGACCUCACGGUCCCCUGCAUCUCCUUCCGGGUUAACGGGCUGCCUGUGCAAGGCAUGCUGGAGAACUUCAGCGCCGGCGGUCUUCUUCACCCGGUCGUCAGCUUCUCUGCUGGAGUCAGGGUUCGUUUUCUUUUCGGGGGGAGACACGGAGAGUUUCGCUUUCUGCCACCGCCUGGUUUCGCUUCAUGCUCUGAAGCACUUCUUCCAAAAGUCAAACUGAAAGUCGAACCGUGUCAAAAAUACAUCCUGGCAUGUGAAGAAGGGAGGCAACGGCUGAUUGGCCCCCUGGUACCUGUUAGUCCGCCCACCUUCAGCCCCACACCAAUAGACAUCAGCAAGGUGGCAUUGCCCCUACAACUCGAAGAUAUUCGUGAGAAAAUGGCAGAGAAUAUUCAUGAGCUCUGGGUGAAGGACAAGCUUGACCUUGGAUGGACACACGGACAAGUAAGAGAUGAAGGGAAGAAGCAUGAACCCUGCCUGGUGGAAUUCUCCAAACUUCCAGAACCCGAGAGGAAUCAGAAUCUGCAGAUGGCUCAGGACACUAUUAGGACUCUUCUGGCUCUUGGUUUCCACAUUGUUUUGAUGGAUGAUCAUGCUGAGGAACAUGUCAAAUACAUGAGACUUCCCACCAAGUAUGAGCAGUCGAGUGGCUACCGGCCUGCCCCGGUGGAUUUGAGCCGGGUCUUCUUGAGCUCAGACCAUGAAGAAGUGGUUCACCUGCUGGCAGAGAACGAACACAAUGUUUGGGCCAGAGAGCGUAUCAAACAAGGAUGGACCUAUGGAGUCCAGCAGGAUGUCAAAGCAAAGCGAAGCCCCCACCUCGUGCCUUACAGCCUCCUAGAUGAAAGGACUCAGAGAGUGGGCAGAGAAGGCGUCAGAGAGGCCGUCUGCACCCUGUUGGCGUACGGUUACAGUCUGGAGCCGCUCAGCCAGGAACAAACCACGUUAUCAAAGCCAUGUCUCCUCUCUGCUGAGAAGUGCAGAGUGUUCAGACCAGAUAAAUCUUAUGCUGUGACCCGGGGGAAGUGGUAUUUUGAAUUUGAAAUACUGACAGCCGGGAAUAUGAGAGUGGGCUGGGUCCGGCCAGGCUGCACUCCCGAUAAAGAGCUCGGCUCAGAUGACCAGGCUUAUGUCUUUGAUGGAUCCGAGGCUCAGUGGUACCAUCAGGGGAGCGAACCUCUGGGCCGCCCGUGCCUCAGAGGCGAUGUGGUGGGCUGCUUGGUCGACAUGACCGAACGCACCAUGAUGAUCACGCUCAACGGAGAGGCUCUGUUUAAUGAGAGAGGAUCAGAGCUGGCUGCCAAGGACUUUGAUAUCAGAGAUGGAUUGUUGCCAGUGGUUAGUGUGGGCGUGAACCAGGUGGGAAGGCUAAAUCUGGGCUGUCAAGCGGGCUCUCUAAAAUACUUUGCAGCGUGUGGCCUGCAGGAGGGCUAUAAGCCCUUCGCGGCCAGCAUGGCCCGAGACCCUGUCCUGUGGAUGAGUUGGAAACAGCCUCAGUUUGCUUCCAUACUGCCCGAUGAUCACAACUUACAGGUCACAAGAGUCAGUGGCUCAAUGGAUUCCUUAUCCAGCUUGCGGGUGUCUCAGCGCUUGUUUGCGCACCAUGGUGGUGGAGGGAGCGAAAUGGGCUUUUUUCGGCUCAGCAUGUCGAUCGAAUGCGCUGCUAUCCUGAGCAGCCCUGCAGGGGUUGUCCUUUCAGGAAGGAAAGAGCAGGAGGAGGUGGACUCUGACUUUGAGGUGUUGAUGAAGUCGGCCCACAGCUUCGCAGGCUCAAGAGAUGAGCUCAACCACAAGGAUCACAGCCACGACAAGACGUCCAAACUGAAACAACGGUUCAUGCUCAAGAGGACCAAACCGGGCUUAGUCAGCAGCAACUCGUCUGCACGGCUUCUAGAAGAUGUCGUCAUUGACAAAGACCAUUAUGAUCAGCUCAUUCAAAGCACCAGAUAUUACUACUCGGUGAGGGUUCUUCCCGGCCAGGAGCCGUUUAACGUGUGGGUGGGCUGGGUGACCUCUGACUUUCAUCAGCACGACACGACAUUUGACCCCAGCGAUGUGUCCACGGUGACCGUCACUCUGGGAGACGACAGCGGCAAAGUCCAGGAAAGUGUGAAGAGGUGUAACUGUUACAUGGUCUGUGCCGGAGAGGCGACAGGCCUGGCUCAGAGUCGGAGGAGUGCAGGGUUGGAAAUUGGCUGCCUAAUUGACACAGCCACCGGACUGCUCACCUUCACCUCCAACGGAGUGGAGAUGACCCCUUUCUACCAAGUGGAGGCGAGUACCAAGCUGUUCCCCGCUGUUUUCGUCAAACCCACCACCACCAACAUGUUUCAGUUUGAGCUCGGGCGAAUCAAGAACAUCAUGCCACUGUCGUCAGGUUUGCUUCGCAGCCAGAGAAGGAAUGCCAGCCCUCAGUGUCCCCCGAGGAUUCAGGUCCAGCAUCUCAGGCCCGUUUCUUGGACGAGAGUUCCGGAAUGCGCUUUAAAAGUGCUGGUCGACCGGCCGGACGAGCGUCACGGGUGGAGAAUCCAGUGCUCCGAUCCCCUGCAAGUCAUGACUCUUCAGAUCCCCGAUGAAAACAGAUCUGUUGACAUUUUGGAGCUGUCAGAACUUGAAGACCUCUUGACCUUUCACCGUCACACCCUCCUCCUCUACUGCUCUUUGGCUGCUCUCGGAAACACCCGGGUUUGCCAUGCCCUCUGCAGCUAUGUGGACCAGUCGCAGGUCCUUCAUGCUAUUCAGAGUCCCCGCCUGCCCGGCCCACUCCGCUCUGCGUUUUAUCAGCUCCUGAUUCAGGUGUUCCUCAGCAGCCACACCACAGCAUGUCUGAUGAUGAAUAAUGAAUACGUUGUUCCUAUGACCGACCAAACCAGAGAAAUCACACUUUAUCCCAGCCCUGAUAUUCAAGAGGAAAGCUACCUUCCGGAGGGGAUUCCCAGCAUCGGCCAGAGCACAUCUCUCAAACCGCGGAUGCAUUUUUCAUCCCCUUGUUUUGUCAGGAGUGGUGGUGUGGACGGAGCCGGCAGCGUCGAAAUACUCUGCACAGACAGUCCAGAAAUCCCUCUGGACAUAUUGAAGAACCUGACUGUGGAAAUGCUGACGGCUGGAGUUUGUGCUGUGAGCCAGGAGGUGAGGGAUCCUGCAGGAGGCAAUAUUGAGCUUCUGCUUGUACCUUUAUUAAGACUCCUGUACAGCCUUCUGGUCAUGGGGGUAUUUGGUGAUGAGGACCUGUGCAAGGUUCUGAAACUGCUGGAGCCAGACGUGUUCUCCACAAAUAGUGAAACUUUUGAGGACGACAUAGAGGAGGAAGAGGAAGCAGUUUGCCAUGAUGAAAAAGAUCUGGAGGAAGGCAACAAAGGUGAUGACAAGCUGGGACUUCUUCAAAUGAAGCUGCCUGAAGCUGUCAAACUUGAGCUGUGCCGGCUGCUGUCCUACCUGUGUGACUGCCAGGUGCGCCGCAGGGUCGAGGCUGUGAUCGGCUUCUCCGACAACUUCGUGGGCCAGUUACAGGAGAACCAGCGCUUUCGCUACAACCAGGUUAUGGAAGCGCUCAACAUGUCGGCGGCCCUCACCGCUCGCAAGACCAAGGAGUUCAGACUUCCUCCAAAGGAGCAGAUUAAUAUGCUGCUGAGCUUCAGAGAGGAAGAGCAGGGAGAAGAGUGUCCAUGUCCAGAGGAAAUUCAACGUCUCCUGCAAGACUUUCAUCAUCUCCUCAAUACACACUGUGGCGUUGAAUUGGACAGUGACUCAGAGGAUGAAGAGGACGCUGAAAUGUCUGUCAAAGAGCGACUCCUCGGUCUCAUGGCGAGAGUCGCCGGGCUCCAUAAGACUCCCACAGACAUGGAGGACCGCAGAUCACAGAACCCCAAGUCCCUCAAAACGCUGAUUUCUGAGACGAUGGUGCGCUGGGCCCAGGAGGGGGAGAUUCAGGACCCGGAGCUCGUUGCUGCUAUCUUCUCUUGUCUGCACCGACAGUAUCAGGGCCUCCGGGGGCAAAUGGGGGGAUCCCUCUGCAAGGCCUACACCAUCAGCCAAGCCUCAGUGGAGGACACCAUGGCCCUCCUGACGUCCCUGGGACAAAUCCGCUCGCUCCUCAGUGUCUGCAUGGGGAAGGAAGAGGAGAGGCUGAUGAUCAGUAGACUCGGAGACAUCAUGAAUAAUAAGGUUUUCUACCAGCACCCUGACCUAAUGAGGGCCUUGGGAAUGCAUGAGACGGUGAUGGAAGUGAUGGUAAACGUUCUCGGAGAAAAAGAGUCUAAGGAGAUCACCUUUCCCAGAAUGGUGGCCAGCUGCUGUCGAUUCCUGUGUUAUUUUUGCCGCAUCAGCCGCCACAAUCAGGGAGCCUUGUUCGACCACCUCAGCUACUUACUGGAAAACAGCAGUGUCGGACUUGCCUCCCCGUCCAUGCGUGGGGCCACUCCUCUGGAUGUGGCGGCGGCCUCAGUCAUGGACAAUAACGAACUGGCCUUAGCUCUGAGGGAAUCUGACCUGGAAAAGGUGGUGCAGUACCUCGCAGGCUGUGGUCUGCAGAGCUGUCCCAUGCUGGUUUCAAAAGGCUACACCGACAUCGGGUGGAACCCUGUGGAGGGGGAGCGGUACCUGGACUUUCUACGUUUUGCUGUGUUCUGCAAUGGUGAGAGUGUGGAGGAGAAUGCUUAUGUGGUGUUGAGGCUGUUGAUCCGCCGGCCGGAGUGUUUUGGGCCUGCUCUGCAAGGCGAUGGAGGGAAUGGUCUCCUAUCUGCCAUGGAGGAAGCAAUCAAGAUGUUGGAAGACCCUUCUAUAGAUGGACCCUGCGCCACCAGCCGAUCCAACACAACACUAGACGUCAUUCAGGACAGUGAUGAUGACCCCAUUCACAUGGGUCACGCCAUCAUGACCUUCUACUCAGCCCUUAUUGAUUUGCUGGGCCGCUGUGCUCCAGAGAUGCACUUGAUUCAAGGAGGCAAAGGAGAAGCCAUCCGCGUCAGGGAAAUCCUGAGGUCCCUCAUCCCCAUUCAGGAUCUUGUUGGAGUAAUCAGCAUCCAGUUUCAAAUCCCUUCACUGUCUCAAGAUGGCCUGUUGGUGGAGCCGGACUUAUCCACAGUUUUCUGUCCGGACCAUAAAGCAGCCAUGGUUCUGUUCUUGCAUCGUGUUUACGGCAUCGAAGGCCUGAGUUUCUUUCUUCAGCUUCUGGAAGUUGGCUUCCUGCCCGACCUUCAGACGGCCGUCUCUCUGGACACUGCUGACUUAGGAUCCACGGACAUGGCUCUGGCCCUCAACAGAUACUUGUGUGCAGCCGUCCUUCCUCUGCUCAGCAAAUGCUCUGAUCUCUUUCUUGGUUUAGAGGAUCACACCACGUUGGUUGAAUGCCUCAUUCAGGCAAUCUAUCGGCUCUCGAGGGCUCUCAGCCUGACCAAGGCCCAGAGAGACACGACUGAAGACUGUUUGUUGGCUUUAUGCAGUAAACUGCAGCCGUCUGUGAUGCAGCCUCUGCUUCGGCGGCUGGUUUUCGACGUCCCUCAUCUCUCGGACCACAGCAAAAUGCCACUGAAGCUCUUGACCAGCCACUACGAGCAGAAGUGGAAGUACUACUUCCAGGCGGCGGGUCAGGAUGACCACGGACUGGCCUCUGAGGAGGAACUCCUUCUGUCCAGGAAGUUGUUUUGGGGGUUGUUUAAUGCCUUGGUGAAAAAGCCCUACAGUCCUCAGCUGUUUAAGCUGUGUGUUGAGUGUUUGGCGGCGGUGGCAAAGGCCCUGCCUCCCGACCAUGUGGACCCAGGCUGUUUGUCUCAAAUGGAGAGAGCAACCUCCAUCGACAUGGACGGACACUUUGACCCCCAACCUGUAGACACUUCAGACGUGUCGGUGCCUGAACGACUGGAAUUUGUCGUGAACAAGUAUGCAGAGCAUACACACGAGAAGUGGUCACUAAACAAGUUCGCCUGUGGCUGGGUUCACGGAGAGCAGCUGUGUGAAAAAACCAAGGUUCACCCGUUGCUGAAACCGUACAGAGCGCUGGCGGAGAAGGAGAAGGAAGCAUACCGCUGGACCAUCAAAGAGACAAUAAAAACCAUGCUGGCCUUUGGAUGGAAUAUAGAGCGGACCAAAGAAGGAGAUGCAUUUGGCAUGCACACUUGUACACCCCGGGUCUCUCAGGCUGGACAGCUGUCGUUUGAAGGAGCGUCGACCUUUAGCCCAAAACCUGUAGACAUGAGCAGCAUCACGUUAUCAUGGGACCAGUGUGCUAUGGCUGAACAGUUGGCUGAGAACUAUCACAAUUCAUGGGCUAAGACAAAGAAAUUGGAGUUCGAGAGUAAAGGAGGGGGCGGCCGCUCAAUCCUCGUACCCUACGAUACCCUGACCACGAAGGAGAAGUCCAAAUUCAGAGAGCGAGCCCAGGAUGUCCUCAAGUUCUUCCAGCUGAAUGGGUUCACUGUGUGGCGGGAUCGGAAGACAUUGGAAAUGGACUUUCCAGCAAUGUCCAACUGCUUUAGCUACACUCUCCUUCAGCGGCUGCUGUUUCACACUGAGGAGGCUCAAGAGCACUUGCUUAAACUCGAAAUGAUGCAAGCCAGAGGACAGACCCCUAAAGGAGAGAGAACACUUGAGCAGCAGCCAAUCACAUUUUUCCACAAGGUUGUCCUCCCUCUUUUGGAACAAUACAUGAAAAGCCACCAUCUGUACUUCCUGUCUGCCUCUAUAUGUACAACUCAUAACAGAAGCCAUGCCUCCAAGAAGGAGAAGGAGAUGGUUGCGUGCCUCUUUUGUAAGCUUGCAGCUCUGGUAAGGCACAGAAUCUCACUCUUUGGGAAUGAAGCUUCUUCAGUUGCAAGCUGCCUCGAUGUUCUGGCUCAGGCUCUGGAUGCCAGGGCGCUGGUGAAAUCGGCUUCAGAGUCCACUCACUCUCUGCUGAACUCAUUUUUUGAGGCAGCUGCAGCUGAUUUGGAGACGACUGUGGAAAAGCUUUCAGAUACAUUGGUGUCCGCACCUCAGAGCAGGGGUCAGCUGGCAAGAGGAGCUGCCAAAGUUCUCAGCUACACGACCUCCGUCCUCCUCCCGACACUCACUUCUCUUUUCCAUCAUCUUGGCAACCAUAAUUAUGGAACGGACCUCUUGGUGGGCAGUAUCCAGAUCUCUUGCUACAGGAUCUUGAACAGUCUCUACUCUCUUGGAACCGACAGUAAAGUCGUCCUGGAAGGGCAAAGGUCGUCGGCAGGAGCUUGUCUGGCAGCGCUGACUGCUUGCUUUCCCGUAUGCUUCCUGGAGCCACUUCUAAACCAGAGCAAUCCUCACUCCAUCUACAAUAGCAUGAGUGCUGCUGAGGCGAGAGCCCAGGGCCUUCCACACCAGGUGGAAGACAUGUGUCCUCUCCUGCCUUCUCUGGGACAUUCGCUGAGGGAGGUGGAGGAGCUGGCGAGCGCCGGCGCCGGAGCUCGCCAGACCCUUUACGUCCACGUCACAGAGGUCACCCUGCCGAUGCUGUGCAGCUACAUUUCCCACUGGUGGCGCUGGGGCCCCGAGGGCCAGACAGAUUACCCAAUCUGCACCUCUGUCAUUCCUCAACACGCCAGUGACCUACUUGGCCACAUUCUCCGCAUCAUCCACAACCACGUGGGAUCGAGCCAGGGAGACUGGAUGAAACGGCUGGCAGUUUUCUCUCAGCCCGUCAUCUGCAAAGCGCACGCUGAGCUGUUAAAGAGCCAUUUUCUGCCUCUCAUGGAGAAGCUGAGGAAGAGGACGCAGUGUGUGCUGCGGGAGGAGGAGCGGCUGAAGGCAGAGGGGGCCUUCAGCUCGGAGGCAGAGCUCCAGAUGCAGGAGAAGUUUGCCAUCCUGGUCCGAGACCUCUACGCCUUCUACCCCAUCCUCAUCCCGUUUGUGGAUUCUAAUCGAGCCAGAUGGCUGACGGAGCUGAACCCUGAGGCUGAGCAGCUGUUCAGCAUGGUGGCAGAGGUCUUUAUAUUCUGGGCCAAAUCUCAUAAUUUCAAAUGGGAGGAACAGAACUACGUGGUCCAAAAUGAAAUUAACAACUUGGCUUUUUCAGUCAACAAUGGAAAGAUGUCCAAGGUUAGCUGUAGUUACGAUUCAGUAAAAAAUGAGAGGAGGACAAAAAGGAAAGGGGAUCGCUAUUCUGCACACACUUCUCUCAUCGUGGCUGCGGUGAAGCGGCUGGUCCCUGUGGGCCUCAGCAAUUGUUUGCAAAGUGACCAGAGCCUGAUUGAGCUGGCGAGGAGCGGCUUCAGUCAGAAAAACGCCGAAGAUGAGAUUCAAGACAAUAUUUCCAAAUGUCUGACGCACCUUCAGAAUCAGGUAGACUGUCAGCGCAUUACAGCAACAAACGGCUUGAGGCAGGGGAUCCUUUCAGCCCGGCGUGAGACCAUCAGCGAUGCACAAAGGACUGCGGGCAGGAUUCUGGAAAUAGCUCGAGUCCUUUAUUACCUCGACCAGGUGGAACACCCACACAGGAGUAAAAGGCCCGCAUGGCACAAGGUCCUAACGAAACAGAGGAAACGAGCGGUGGUGGCCUGCCUGAGGAUGACUCCGCUCUACAACUUACCCAGACACCGGGCGAUCAACCUCUUUCUCCAAGGCUACAAUAAAUCCUGGAUAUCAGCCGAGGACCACAGCUUCGAGGAGAUGCUUGUAGAGGAUUUAGCUCUGUGUGGGGGCGACAAAGAAGAAGAAAAGGAUGUGCAAGAGGGGGCCAAACCAAUCGAUCCCCUCCUGCAACUCAUUACACUCUUCAGUCGAAGCGCCCUGACAGAAAGCAGGUGUGUUAAUGGGAAUGACUGCCUCUAUGAGUCUUACGCUGCCAUCAUGGCUAAGAGUUGCCGCAGAGAGGAUGAUGAUGAUGAAGAACAAGAGGUGCAAAGCUUUGAAGAAAAAGAAAUGGAGAAACAGAAGUUGCUGUACCAGCAGGCCAGGCUGCACCGUCGUGGAGCCUCGGAGAUGGUUCUGCAAACCAUCAGCGCCAGUAAAGGCACCAUGAGCACCAUGAUUUCCCCGACACUGAAGCUUGGUAUCGCUAUUCUCAACGGUGGGAACGCCACCGUCCAACAGAAAAUGCUGGAUUAUCUGAGAGAGAAGCGAGAUGUUGGCUUCUUCCAGAGCAUGGCUGGACUCAUGCGGUCUUGCAGUGUCCUGGAUCUGAAUGCAUUUGAAAGGCAGAACAAGGCAGAGGGAUUAGGCAUGGCCAUGGACGAGAACUCAGGAGAAAAGGUGAUGCCUGACAAAGACCUGACCUGUGACCUCUUCCGCUUCCUCCAGCUGCUCUGUGAGGGACACAACUCAGACUUUCAGAAUUAUUUGAGAACACAAACGGGAAACAACACCACAGUCAACAUCAUCAUAUCCACGGUGGAUUAUUUACUCAGAGUACAGGAGUCGUUCAGUGACUUCUACUGGUACUACUCAGGGAAGGAUGUGAUUGAUGCUCAGGGGCAGUGUAACUUCUCCAAGGCCAUUGAGGUGGCCAAACAGGUCUUCAACACGCUCACUGAGUACAUUCAGGGUCCGUGCAGCGGGAACCAACAGAGUCUCGCUCACAGUCGUCUUUGGGAUGCCGUGGUGGGAUUUCUCCACGUCUUUGCCCACCUCCAGAUGAAGCUCUCUCAGGAUUCAAGGCAAAUUGAACUUCUGAAAGAGCUCAUGGAUUUGCAGAAGGACAUGGUUGUGUUUUUGCUUUCGAUGCUAGAAGGAAAUGUUGUGAACGGGACGAUAGGGAAGCAGAUGGUGGACAUGUUGGUGGAAUCGUCAAACAACGUGGAGAUGAUUCUCAGGUUUUUCGACAUGUUCCUCAAACUGAAAGACUUGACCUCCUCGGACGCCUUCAGAGAGUACGACUCUGAUCAGAAGGGGAACAUUUCCAGGAAGGACUUCCAGAAAGCCAUGGAGAGCUGCAAGCGUUUCUCCCCAGACGAGACUCACUUCCUGCUCUCCUGCACAGACACUGACGACGGCGAGAUCGUCGACUAUGUGGCCUUUGUCAACCGCUUCCACGAGCCGGCAAAAGAUAUCGGCUUUAGCGUCGCGGUUCUUCUCACCAAUCUGUCUGAGCACAUGCCCAACGACUCCAGACUGAAGACGUUCCUGGAGCUGGCGGAGUGUGUGCUGACUCACUUCCAGCCCUCUCUCGGACGCAUCGAGAUCCUCGGCAGCGGGAAGCGUUUCGAGCGGGUCUACUUUGAGAUCAGCGAGUACAGCCGGACGCAGUGGGAGAAGCCGCAGGUGAAGGAGUCCAAGAGGCAGUUCAUCUUUGACGUGGUCAAUGAGGGUGGCGAGAAGGAGAAAAUGGAGAUGUUUGUGAACUUCUGUGAGGACACCAUCUUUGAAAUGCAGCUGGCAGCCCAGAUAUCUGGCUCUAACACCGGAGAGAGGUGCGGCAGAAAAGAGCCGGAUGAAAAUACUGACGGCAAAGAAGACGACCGGCUGACAUCUCUGCUUUCAAUGAAGAGCCUCAGAGCAUUAACGAAGAUGACUCUGAAAGAUUUCAUCACGUCGCUCUUGUUGUUGGUCAGACUGAUCUGUCUGGCUCAGGUUAGGUGCGUUUGUUUCGUGAUCCGCAGCAUCCUUUAUGUGCUGUACGUGGCCUUCAUUAACGGCGGGCUCGUGGAGGGGGCCAAGCGGACGAGCGUGCUGGAGCUGCUCAGCGAUAUCGCAGAGCCGACUCUUGACGAGGUGAUGGACGUCUCGGUUCGGGCGGAUCGGCUGAGGAAGCGCUCGGCCAGUUUCUCAUCCCAAAGAGAAUUGAGGGACGUCAGGCAGGUGGCAGCUGGGACUUCCCGCAGAGAAGCGGAUGUUCUGUCAAACAUAUUUGGCCUCAAAAUAAAGAAGGAGGAAGGCCAGUACAGACUUCUGACUCAGGACUUCACCAGCAGUCUGACUGACCUGCUCAACACACCGUUCAGAACGUCCGAUGGUUCUGAGACUCGUCAGACAACGUUUACAGAUGACAGAACCUCAAUGGAAAAUGAGAACAUGCCCGAUGAGAUCGAGUCGAAGAAUUCUGAGAGGAAAACUGAAGAGGGGAAGGCAGAGGAAACAUGGAGAGCCAAGAGAUGCUAUAAUAAGUCAAAGGAGCCGCAGAGCCAACAUUCUGCCUGGUGGGAGAUAAGCUCUCAGAACAAGAGACUGCUGAACUACUUUGCAAGAAAUUUUUAUAAUAUGCGUAUGCUGGCUUUGUUUGUUGCCUUUGCAAUCAACUUCAUCCUGCUGUUCUACAAGGUCAGUGUAGAAUCGGUGCCUGCUUCAAAAGAGGAGAAACAAGCGGUCACAUCUUCUUACGGUGAACAGAUGGACUCCUCUGAUGAAGACAGCGGCGAAGGCCCAGUUUAUUUUGUACUGGAAGAGAAUAGCGGAUACAUGGAGCCCGCUCUCCUCCUGCUAGCUGUGGCACACACAAUCAUCUCUUUCUGCUGCAUUAUUGGUUACUACUGUCUCAAGGUGCCAUUAGUGAUCUUCAAACGCGAGAAGGAAGUGGCGCGGCGUUUGGAGUUUGACGGGCUGUAUGUGACAGAUCAACCCCCAGAGGAAGACAUCAAAGGGCAGUGGGACAGACUGGUGAUCAACACACCAUCAUUUCCAAGCAAUUAUUGGGAUAAGUUUGUCAAGAGGAAGGUGAUGGAUAAGUACGGUGACUUUUACGGCCGUGAGAAGAUCAGUGAACUCUUGGGUCUGGACCAGGCGGCAUUAGACUUCAGCUCCGAGAGGAAGAAAGAGAAGAGACUCAAGAGAGACACUGCCUGGAGUGCUCUGCUCAACUCCAUUGACGUGAAGUACCAGGUGUGGAAAUUAGGAGUUGUUUUCACGGACGGCUCCUUCUUGUACUUGGCCUGGUACAUGAUCAUGUCUGUUCUGGGUCAUUACAACAACUUCUUCUUCGCCGCCCACCUUCUGGACAUCGCCAUGGGCUUCAAGACACUCCGUACCAUCCUUUCUUCUGUCACACACAAUGGGAAACAGCUGGUCCUGACUGUGGGGCUCUUGGCAGUUGUGGUGUAUCUCUACACCGUCGUAGCCUUCAAUUUCUUCCGGAAGUUUUACAACAAGAGCGACGACAGCGACGUCCAAGACAUGAAAUGCAACGACAUGCUCACUUGCUACAUGUUCCACAUGUACGUGGGAGUGCGCGCAGGCGGAGGCAUCGGAGACGAGAUCGAGGAUCCCGCCGGAGACGAGUUCGAGGUGGAGCGGAUCGUCUUCGACAUCACGUUCUUUUUCUUCGUCAUCGUCAUCCUGCUGGCAAUCAUCCAGGGUCUGAUAAUUGACGCCUUUGGAGAGCUUCGGGACCAACAGGAGCAGGUGAAAGAAGAUAUGGAGACCAAAUGUUUCAUAUGUGGAAUAGGAAGUGAGUACUUUGAUACGGUCCCUCAUGGCUUUGAGACUCACACUCUCCAGGAGCACAACUUGGCCAACUAUCUAUUUUUUCUGAUGUACCUUAUCAACAAGGAUGAGACAGAACACACAGGGCAGGAAUCUUAUGUGUGGAAAAUGUAUCAGGAGCGUUGCUGGGAAUUCUUUCCAGUGGGAGACUGUUUCCGUAAGCAAUACGAGGAUCAGCUGGGAUAA